UUUAAGGAAUGUUAAUCGACCUACGUACGCAUGCAGUGCUCGACUUGUGGCCGUGGAGACAUUCGAAACACUACUUUCUAGUUACUUGAUGACCGUGAUGAUAUUUUCGUGAAAAUUUCCGAGAAGUGCUAUGCUGUUGGCUCAGGGAGUGGAAAAAUUGUUGGCAUGGGUUUCCGCGCGUCAAUGUGAUGUAUUUCUGAUGUCUGAACAUUUCGACUUCUGCUGCUCGCUUAAGUAUCUUGAAAACUUCUGGAAUGAGCAGAGCUGUAAAGAGAGCUUGGAACUUGCGAUAAUGUUAAAAUUAUGCAGCGCUCAAACUCUUCCAGUGUUGGCCAGGUGCUUGUGUUGUGUACGUCAUAGCGAACUAGCCGUCAGCUUCGCGCGAGUAGUCAAAUUGAGACCAGAUUACCUCAUGACUGGUGUUGGCGGACCUCCAGUCGUCCCGUACCAGCAGUCCGCUUUCAGCGAUGCCAAGCAGCGAGAAGACCGAAAAGCGCGGCAGGAACACCGCUCCCACCGUUCACCGGCCCAAGCCACGAUCUUGCAGCCGCAUCAAUUUCUACGGCAUGCUAUCCUCAUCGUAUAGAUGGAAAAGGCGCCAUUGGAUCCAUGGUUCUGCUGAGUUCCGACCCAGAAUAUUCUGGGAUCACGGCCGAGAUGCAUAUGAUUCUGCGGUGCGGCAGUCCGCAAGUCUUCACGGCUGCUGCCUGCGCAAGCGCGUUGUGGCCACACGGAAUAAUGAACAUGGCUCCAUAUGCUUG
This is a messenger RNA of Paraphaeosphaeria sporulosa, 761 nucleotides long. RefSeq lists its product as uncharacterized. The record is from RefSeq and is a predicted model, not a curated record. Lineage: Eukaryota; Fungi; Ascomycota; Dothideomycetes; Pleosporales; Didymosphaeriaceae. The transcript has 2 exons. Bases 131 to 586 code for a protein of 151 amino acids.